Messenger RNA from Cooperia oncophora, 927 nucleotides. The record is from the annotation of a GenBank genome assembly. Lineage: Eukaryota; Metazoa; Nematoda; Chromadorea; Rhabditida; Trichostrongylidae.
UUACAGAUAGAAAAAGGUGCUGGUGCAGAAGCUCGCUGGUCAGAUGAGGAGUACGCAAGCCAUGGGGCCAAAGUUGUGGAUCGAGACGCAGCUCUCAAGGCCGACAUUGUCCUCAAGGUUCGGCCACCAUCGACCAGUGAGGCAUCACUUCUGAAGGACAAUUCUACAUUGAUCUCGUUCGUCUAUCCAGCUGUUAACAAAUCUAUUGUUGAUGAGUUGGCAAAGAAGAAGUUAAACUUACUUGCAAUGGAUUGUGUUCCUAGGAUAUCCAGGGCUCAGGUAUUCGAUGCUCUGUCCUCAAUGGCCAACAUCGCUGGUUAUCGUGCGGUAGUUGAAGCUGCUCAUCAUUUUGGUCGAUUUUUCACCGGUCAGAUUACAGCUGCUGGAAAGGUCCCACCAGCAAAAGUGCUAGUCAUUGGAGGAGGUGUUGCCGGUCUCAGCGCCAUAGGAACUGCUAGAGGAAUGGGUGCCAUUGUUCGUGGUUUCGACACUCGUGAAGCAGUACGAGAGCAAAUUCAGUCAUUAGGAGGAGAAUUUCUUACAGUCCAUAUCAAAGAGGAAGGCGAAGGAACUGGCGGUUACGCAAAGGAAAUGAGCAAAGAAUUUCUGCAGGCGGAAAUGGACUUAUUCGCUAAACAGUGCAAAGAAGUUGAUAUAAUUAUUUCAACGGCACUUAUCCCAGGAAAGCCUGCACCACGUCUGAUCACCGAGGAGAUGAUUAAAACGAUGAGACCUGGCAGUGUAGUAGUCGAUCUAGCCGCUGAAGCUGGUGGUAACAUUGAGACCACAAGACCAGGCGAAUGCUACACAAAACAUGGAGUUGUACACAUAGGAUAUGUUGAUUUGCCAUCAAGGCUUCCUACUCAAGCUAGUACUCUGUAUGCCAAUAAUAUAUCGAAACUUCUCUUAUACAUGAGCGAUACAUGA